Messenger RNA from Dentiscutata erythropus, 558 nucleotides. NCBI's taxonomy places the organism in Eukaryota, Fungi, Glomeromycota, Glomeromycetes, Diversisporales, Gigasporaceae. The record is from the annotation of a GenBank genome assembly.
AUGGUUAAAAUGCGAGAGACACUAGCUCAGGCUAAGCUCAGAGAUACAAUCGUUCAAUUAAAUAAAGAGCUAUGGCAGCUUAAUGCCUCGGAAAAUAGAGGAAUGAAUACCAAUGCUGAUAGUGAGGACAAAGAAAGAAUUCAAGCCGAAUUAGAAUCAUUAAAAACAUUAAAUAAAUUAGAAUAUCAACAAAAAUAUCAUAAAAAAUAUAGAAGUCAGCAAAAACAAAAACUCCAACAAGUAGAAAGGCCAACAAUCGGUCGUCUACGUUUAGAAGAAACACAACUAGGCCUAUUAGAAGCCAUUUUUCGCAUUGUCUCUCCGGAUGGGCAGGCAGAUAAGGGUCGACAUUCAGAGACAUUACAAUCUGUCAAGACCUUGGAUCAACUCCAAGAAGCACUGGAACAAAUGAAUUAUAAAUUAUCACGCUCCGCCACAUACCUUAGACUUAUUCCAAAACAGCAUAAUACCGUAGAGAGAAAACAACAUGUUAAAACUAUACCAGUGAAGCUUCUAAGGGCACAGAAUACAGCAAGAAGGGCGCAUGAAGAUACCUGA